AUGGGCCGCCGCGAAAGCGCACGCUUCAGGCGACGACGCCAGGCCUGGUGGGAGGUGCAGUCUGGUGCUACAGCUCGCCAGGCGCCCGACGCCGCGACGCAACGUGAGUUCGUGACGGCGAUCGACAAGAAGCGGUCGCAGGCCUUCGGCAUCGAGCGGCUCGCGCGGCUGCAGCUCGACGGCGGCGCGCCGGCGCCGGCCUGGGUCUCGCGCACGAAUAACGACGGGACGCUCUCGCUCCUGCGCUACGCGUCGUUGCGAGGCCGCGAGCGCAUCGUGGGGAUGCUGCUGCGGGGCGGCGCUUCGCUCGCCUGCUGGCCCUGCGACGGCGAGAACGUGGACAUGGAGUCGCUCACGCAGCUCCCGGUGCAGGAGGCGAGCCGGUGUCUUGUGCUGGCGGCGCGGUUCGCCGAGGCGGCGCCCGAGGUUGUCGUGGAGCUCGACGGCCACGCGAACGAGGAGGGCGACGCGUUGCCGACGCGCGCGAAGGCCAGAGGCUUCGCGUGGCGGAGGCUCGAGGAAGCCCAGCGGAAGCGGUGGUGGGUCGGCUGCGGCUGCGCCGUGGCCGGCGAGGGCCUCUUCGCCCACCUCGCGGUGCGGCGGCCCUACGGCGCGUUCGUACCGUGUCCCGCGUGCGGCGGCGGCGACGUACCGGCGCCGGUGACGCGCGCGCGCGAGCUCGACGCCGACGUGUCGGGGACGGCGGACCAGGCGCGCCAGAACUUCGCGCGCCUGAGCGACAAAAUCCGGACGCGCAUCACGGACGCGCUCUUCGCGGCGGCGCGGCGCGGCGACGUGGCGCGCCUGAAGCGCAUGCUGAUCGGCGACGGGUGCGACGUCGACGCGCUCGACGAGCAGGGCGGCUCGGCGGCGCUCGCGGCGGCGCUCGCGGGGCAGACGGCCUUUUUGGACGUCCUGCGGACCGCCGGCGCGGACCUGGGUCGGUCGAGCGCCGUGGCGCCGCCCCGCGGAGACGUCGCCGCCGUCGACGCGGCGCGGCUGGCGCCCGGCCCGGCGCCCGCCGACCUACGCGUCGAGGAGCGCGCGCCCGGUGUUACUUACGUGCGCGGCUGCUGCUCGGCGGCGGAGGUCGAAUCGCUCGCGCGAUUGCACGCGUCGCUGCCGGUCGCAAAGGCCGCCAAGCUCCAGUGUGGCCUGGAGCGGCGGCACUUCGUCGACGCGCACCGGUGGCUCGACGCGCUCGUGCGCCGGGCUUUACCGACUGCGCGUGUCGCGCCGCGCGGCAAGUUCGUCGAGUACGUCCGCGCCGACAGCGAGAUGGCCCCGCACGUGGACCUGUCGAAGCCGGCGGCGGAGUGCCUCGACGGGACCGCCGCCGCGACGACGCACACGUGGGUCCUCUACUUGCGGACCUGCGCCAAUGGCGGCGCGACGGCGAUGCUGUCUGACGUCCGCGCCGGCGCCGCCGUGCUCGACGAGGUCUACCCCGAGCGCGGCGCGCUGCUGGUGUUCCCGCACCGCCAACCGCACGCGGGCCGGCCGACGCGCGCGGCGGAUCCGCCGAAGCUGAUCGCGCGCGGGGAGCUGCUGUUUGUGGAUGAGUAG
Pelagomonas calceolata is the source of this 1566-nucleotide messenger RNA. NCBI's taxonomy places the organism in Eukaryota, Pelagophyceae, Pelagomonadales, Pelagomonadaceae. The record is from the annotation of a GenBank genome assembly.